Molecule: messenger RNA, 2601 nt
Organism: Knipowitschia caucasica
Lineage: Eukaryota; Metazoa; Chordata; Actinopteri; Gobiiformes; Gobiidae
Source: the annotation of a GenBank genome assembly
AUGCUCCGCAGCCACAGAUGGGCUCUCCAAAAGUUUUGUUUGAGGUUUGAGAAGGCUGAAGUAAAGGUUGGUGUCUCGUCUCCUACUUUGAGUGUGCAUUCUCCUCGUGAUGUGCGCCUUGCGCGGCUCAAAAAUGAGAGGAAGGAGAAAGAGCGUGACUUCCAGCUCAAGCGUGAGCUCGAGUUAAAGCGCAUUGAGCUGGAGGCAGCCACUGCUCGUGAGGUUGAGUUUAGAAGUGCGCCCCCGUGUGGACGACAUGGGAAGCGCGCCAGGACGAAGGCUAGCAGUGAGAAGUCGGAGCCAACCACCUCUGUGUCCCCUCCCCUCACCUACAGCCCAGCUUACCAGACUCAGUUUUUUCUUGACAAGGGUGUUCUGAUGCGCAAGUGGGUUCCUCGGGAAGGUCUAAAAGCUGAUGUGGUUAUUUUUUGUAAGACCUGCACUACCUGCCAGUCCGUGGGAAAACCAAACCAGGUGGUACCGCCGGCUCCCCUGCGCCCUCGGAGGAGGAGGAGAAGGAGAAGGAGGAGCGAGACACAGGUGCAGUCUAAAGAUGUGGCAAUGUUGCUCAAGGUGAAGUACCAGAAUACCAAGAAGUACAUCCGAUUACUGUCAGAGUUCACCUUUUUGGAUUUCAUUGCUAAAGUUAGAUACAAGUUUGGGCUUCCUGAUGCUACCGACGUUUUUGAUGAAACCAACACCGUAGUCGAGGAAGACAUCUUUUCUGAACUGAUAGAGGCCAGUCCAGAUUUAUGCCUGACAGUACGUGACAGAAUUCCUGAUGCAGCUCAGACACCGGCACAAGACAUCAUUCUUGAGAUACAGAUUGAUCCUGGUCCAAGUCCAACAACACAAGAUGGAAUUUCAGAAGAAGACUUCUCUCCUUUAGAUCAUUCCACAUCAACCUCCCUCACGGAUACCGACACAUCACUUUCAAGUGACAAAGACCAUUCCAGUCGAAUAGAACAUGGGAUUCCCAUAGGCAGAUGUACAUCCAGCCAAGUCAUACCCAGGCCUAACACAGAGUUCUCUGAGUUAGAGGCUGCAAAAGAGAUGGUAAAAAAUGCCUUGCUUUGCAAACCUGGGGGUGAGGAUGUCAUCGAAGAGUACAAUGCAGAAAAGUCGGUCACUCACCGCACCCGGAGACAGCUUGUCAACAUAUUGGCUAGCCAUAUGACUGAGAUCCAUGGGAGGAUGCCUUCCCGUAAACAUAAGGAGAAUGACCCGCAUGGUGAAGUGGCUUCGGAGGGGUUUGAGGACGACCAAAAGGAUGUUCUUUCUGAACAGGAUGUGGUGACGGAGGUCACUCCAGUACGAGUAAGGGAGGUGGCGAACCCUCCGGGAACCCUCCCUCGUUUUGAGCCUUUCUCUCCAGAUGCGGGGGUGAGUGGUGUGUCUCCGCCUGGGACCGGACAAGGCCAAGCCAGUUCCACCGCCAAGAUUAAGCUUCGCCUGGCUCGUCUUCAGCUUGAGACAGAGGAGAAGGUGCGUAAGGCAGACUACGAGCUCAAGUUGCAGGUUGGCCCGUCCUAUGACUCCUGGUCCAGACAGGAGUGGAUCCUCGGAAAGGACCAAACCCACAAGGUCUCCCCCACGACAGGAGCGGGCAUCGACUUCAUAUUGGGCAACGAUUUAGCAGGCAGUAAAGUGGUCCCUGUUCCACAGUUGGUUGAGCGCACUGAGCAGAGCACUGAGCUUGAGUCCCCAAACGUAUUUCCAGCAUGCGCUGUGACCAGGUCCCAAUCUAAGAACACUGUUGACCUGUCCGACAGUUUCAUGGCUACUGAAGAGUUUUUCCAAGCGAAACCAGAUGUCACAUCAAGGACUCCAGCUGCUCUGGAUGCGAUCCCGCUACCAGCCACAAGAGCGGCGUUCAUCACAGCCCAGAAAGGUGACUCAUCACUUUCAAAAUGUUUUUCUGUUGUUGAACAGGAAGGGAGCGGAGCCAACAAAGUGGGAUACCUUAUGGACGAGGGACUACUCAUGCGCCGCUGGAGCAGCGAUGUCACCGGCACGGGAGAUGAAAAAGUUCUGUAUCAAGUUGUGGUGCCCAAAGUCUAUCGUGCCCAGAUGACAGGGAAGCCAAAUCAGGUGAUUCCCCCUGCCCCGCUGUCCCCUAUACCGGAUGAAGCAAGUGUGUUUCAGAAGAUGAAGAUGACCUUUCAAUAUCGCCAAGACCUAGUGCAUGACCCACAGAGAACCACAGAUGUCUUUAAAACAUUUCCACGUUUUUUGGAUGUCAAAGGGCUGCUGAAUCAAGACUUCUUUCUGCUGUUUGGAGCUAAAACAUCCUCCAAGAUGCUUGAGAAGUGGGAUACAACUUUCAGGCCCAAGGUCAUCAAUGAGGCAAAACACCUGACUCAGUCAGUUGAGCUGUGCCGACUUCAAAAAGCUGCUGAGAAACCCGCAGAGAACGAUGAAACCACCUGGGACAGUGACAUGGCUUCUUUGCUGCUCCUUCUCCAUCUCCUACCACCCACAGCUGGACGGAAAAGGACAAAGAUAAGCUCCAGUGAUGCAGUGAACAAAAUGUUGCACUUUCACAAGUCAUGCUGCAGCUUGGAUGAACACCUUCUCUUUGAUCUCUCAUCUAAGGCUUGA